AAACUGCUAUCGAUAUUUUGAAAUAUCAUCCCAUCUUUUUAUUUGAAUCCUAUACUAUCAACACAUCAGUAACAAAAAUUUGUUUAAUUAGCUUUUUACUUUGUGAUAUUCAUUCCUAUCGUCUUUCUUGGAUCGUGAUUACGAUAUCAUUCAAUUUGGACUUACUGAUACUAUUAUUAUGCCUAAAAUAAGGAGUAAAGUAUGGGAGCAUUUCCAAAAAGACGAGAAACAUGGAAAAGCUUACUGCCGAUAUUGUUCAUCUACUUUGGUUAUCAACAAUCCAUCCAAUUUGAAUAAACAUUUAAGAUCCAAACAUCCUGUAAUUUAUGCUGCUAAAAAAGCUGAUGUUUCUUUGGGAGAACCAGCCCAGGUAGUUACAAUAACUCAACCAGGCGCUUCUGCAAAUGCUACACCACAGAAGACUCCUGAGACUAGAAAGAUUGGAAAUAGCCAAGAGAAUAUUGUACGCUCAAUUUUAAAAUUCAUCGCUAAAGACAAUAUACCAGUUAAUAUCGUUAAUGGUGAUGGUUUUAGUGAUUUGAUCAAAGAUUUGGUUCCAUGUUAUACGCCGAUAACCAGUAAAUUAGCCAGGAACAAGCUCGACCAUUAUUAUGAUAUAUUAUUUCACAAGAAAAAAGCUGAACUUUCUAAAAUUGAGUACAUUAGUUUGACCGCGGAUAACUGGUUGGAAACUACUACCGCCACAAAUUACUUAAAUGUAACAGCUCAUUAUAUAGGAAAUGAUGGACGUACAAAAUCUGUUUUGAUCUCUUGUAGACCUUUUGAUGAAAAUCAAUCAGCUCAAAAUAUCAAGUCAACUUUUGAAGAAAUAUUGCAAGAAUGGAAUAUUCCAGCAUUCAAGAUUGUUUGUUUGGUAACCGAUGGAGAAGCAAAUUUACUUGAGAGUGGACAAAUAUGGCCAGGAAAAGGUCGGAAUUUUGUUUGCUUUGCUCAUAGAUUGAAUUUAGCAGUACGGGCAGCUCUUGAAGCAACAACUGAUGUCAUGGCGGUCUUAGAAAAAGUUAAAAGCAUUGUUGAUGCUCUCGUUCGUGAACAAGCUGCCUCAGAUGAAUUGGCAAGAGUAUUCGAACAUGAAGGACAACGUUAUGUUAAGUUGGUGCAGUGUAAUGAUUCACGAUUCACAUCGAUUUAUAAAAUGGUUGAAAGAUUUAUCUCCUGUUAUGAUUUUGUAUCACUGGCUUUGACUCAAUCUUAUGGAGGAGGAAUGGUGACUAGCCAGGAGAAAGACGUUCUCAUGGAUGUGUUAGCAGUAUUGAAACCAUUACAACUUGUUGCUGAUGAAUUGUGUGGAGAGAAAUUUCCUACACUCAGCAAAGUGAUUCCAAUAACAUUGUGCCUGAAAAGAGCUCUGGAGAGUAUUUCACCCAUCACUGACAGUGGUUUGUUGUUAAAACAAGCUUGCUUCGAAACCAUUCAAGCCAAAAUUGGUGAUCCAGAAUUUGCCACUAUUGCUGCAGUUUCCACUAUUCUUGACCCACGAUUCAAAAAUAUCGAUUUUCAGCAUGCCACUGCAUGUUCAAAUGCCCUUCGUAUUGUAAAUGACUACUUGAACACGCGAUCCACGGCAACUGAAGUUCGAGUUGAACAACCGGCUACCCAUUUACUGUGGUCUCAUCAUGACAAAUUGGCCUCGAAUAUUUCUAUCGACCAAUCUUGUAAUAAUUCAUUGCAUCCUUCACUUAAAACAUAUCUUGAAUCACCCAUUUCCCACCGAUUCUCCGAUCCAGUUGCAAUUUGGCAUGAGAUCGGAUUUGACAAGCAUUUAAAAAAUUAUGCCCUUAAGCAUCUAAGCGUUCCUGCAACUUCUGUCUCACCUGAGAUACUUUUUACUAAACAUGGUGAUCUUGUGAGCCAUCGACGGAGCCAAAUUAAACCUAAACGAUUGCAGAGGUUAUUGUUUCUAAACAGUUUGUCGCUUGAUGAGUUGAAAGGAAUCUAGGAAUCCAAACUAAUUUAAUGAAUUUUUAGGGUUUUAGAUUUACAACCUCAACCGCCAUUUUUUGCCUCUCUUUCUGAUAAGGUCGUCCUUAAAAAUCUAUUCAUUUCGCAUGUUGAGUAAUUAAACUAAUUUCACUGUAUGUACAAAAAGAUCGCUUCUUUUCAUAAUAAAAUCAUAAUCUUAAAACAAA
This is a messenger RNA of Tetranychus urticae (two-spotted spider mite), 2150 nucleotides long. Its product is annotated as zinc finger BED domain-containing protein 4. Lineage: Eukaryota; Metazoa; Arthropoda; Arachnida; Trombidiformes; Tetranychidae. The record is from RefSeq and is a predicted model, not a curated record. Gene Ontology annotation, molecular function: DNA binding; protein dimerization activity.